Molecule: messenger RNA, 1203 nt
Organism: Candidozyma auris
Lineage: Eukaryota; Fungi; Ascomycota; Pichiomycetes; Serinales; Metschnikowiaceae
Gene: HIS5
Product: histidinol-phosphate transaminase
Exons: 1
Coding region: 1-1203 (400 amino acids)
Biological process (GO): L-histidine biosynthetic process
Molecular function (GO): pyridoxal phosphate binding; L-histidinol-phosphate:2-oxoglutarate transaminase activity
Source: RefSeq, a predicted model, not a curated record
AUGCCCUUUGACUUACAAUCACUCAUUCGCCCAAAUAUACGUAAUUUGGAGCCCUACAGAUGUGCUAGAGACGACUUCAAGGAAGGAAUUCUUUUGGAUGCAAACGAAAACACCCAUGGCCCUGCCUUAUCUACCAUCUCCAGCUGGGAACUGGCCUUGGAGCUCAAUAGGUACCCUGACCCACACCAGGUGGAGUUGAAGGAGCAGCUAGCAAACUUCCGUAACUCUACUCCUAAUCAGCUUAUCAAAAGCUCGACGCCAAAGCUUCAAUUGGAAAAUAUGUGUCUUGGUGUGGGUUCAGACGAGAGUAUAGAUUUGCUUAUGCGGUGCGUUUGCACUCCUGGCAAGGAUAAGCUUUUGGUGUGUCCGCCUACGUAUGGCAUGUACUCUAUUUGCGCCACGGUGAACGAUCUUGAGAUGGUAUCGGUGCCAUUGACCACGCCAGACUUCCAGAUCGACGUUGAUGCCAUUUUGAAGAAGGUUUCUGAGGAUCCUACUAUCAAACUUAUCUACGUCACCUCUCCAGGAAACCCCACUGCGAAGCUCAUUGACCCUAAGUUGGUGGUGGAGUUGCUAGAGAAAGCUCUUGACAGCUGGAACGGCCUUGUGGUUGUGGACGAGGCGUACAUUGACUUUGUUGAUCCUGUUGCCCCUAACUCCUCCCAGUCUGUGUCAACAUUGGUGAACCAGUUUCCUAAUCUUGUGGUGCUUCAGACUUUAUCCAAAUCGUUUGGUCUAGCAGGCGUAAGGCUAGGUAUCACGUAUGCGUCUUCAGGCUUGUCUCGCUACUUAAACGCCAUGAAGUACCCAUACAAUAUUUCGUCCUUGACGUCAGCGGUGGCUGUGAGAUCUACGCAGGCAGAGGAUGGCUUGAAAGUCAUGCAAAACUAUGUCAAUGAAAUCAAAAGGGAUAGAGCUCAUCUUCUUGAGGCGCUUCAAAAGAUCCCCGGCGUGGGGAAGAACAUUGGAGGUCUAGAUGCAAACUUCUUACUUUUACAAUUCUUGGAUUUGAGUGGCCAGCCUUCCAAUGAGGUUGCCUUGGAGCUCUAUAACCAACUAGCAGUCGAAAACGGAGUGGUUGUAAGGUUCAGAGGAAAAGAGUUGAACUGUAAGGGCGCAUUGAGAUUGUCCAUUGGUACCGAGGAAGAAAACAAGAUUUUGAUUGAGAAGAUCGGUAAAAUUCUUCCACUGGUGAGAAAGUAA